UAAAUUGCGGAGUCCAGAGCGGUUCACAAUCAGUUUACUCUCACUGACGCUGGGUCUGAGAUGGAGUACAGAGCUGAUCAAGUGAUUAUGAAUCCCGGCACUUACCCGUACCAGGGACAGCAGCAGGUUCAGACCACCGUCGUUAACGUGGCCCCAAAUGUGCUGCCCGUCCGGGACCACCUGCUCUGGUCUAUCUUCAACUUCUUCUACCUGAAUUUCUGCUGCCUCGGAUUCGUGGCGCUGGUCUUCUCGGUCAAAUCCAGAGAUCGGAAAGUUGUGGGAGAUGCAGAAGGAGCUCGGCAAUAUGCGUCUACAGCCCGAGCACUCAACAUUGCAACCACAGUGCUGAGUAUCCUGGUCUUCGUAAUCUUCAUCGCGUUGCUAUUCGCUGGCAUUAUUAGCCUGGGGAACAUUAAUCAACAUCAACUUUCCUAUGCAGCUGGGAAAUGAAGCGAAUGUGGCAGCACCUCAUUUUUCACAGUGGAAGCUGUUUUGUGACCAAAUUCUUUUCAUACUCUCCCUUUAUAUUAUUGCUUCCAUAAUAAUGUAUAUGUAGUGGCAUGUUUAAAGUAAUCACCUCGCAACAGUACAGAUUUCUUUUCUAUAAAACGUGGCCGAGGUUUGGCUUUGAUUGUAUUAAUAAAGCGAUUGAUAACAGG
This is a messenger RNA of Carcharodon carcharias (great white shark), 659 nucleotides long. Its product is annotated as dispanin subfamily A member 2b-like. Bases 61 to 450 code for a protein of 129 amino acids. Lineage: Eukaryota; Metazoa; Chordata; Chondrichthyes; Lamniformes; Lamnidae. The transcript has 2 exons. The record is from RefSeq and is a predicted model, not a curated record. Gene Ontology annotation, cellular component: plasma membrane.